Molecule: messenger RNA, 477 nt
Organism: Penicillium cinerascens
Lineage: Eukaryota; Fungi; Ascomycota; Eurotiomycetes; Eurotiales; Aspergillaceae
Exons: 1
Coding region: 1-477 (158 amino acids)
Source: RefSeq, a predicted model, not a curated record
AUGCCUCAAACGCCCCCAGCUUCUCGAAUCCCACCCGAGUUCCUCGCCAUUCCAAAAGAAACCAGCUUCCCCGAACUCCCAGACACAGGAUUCUACCGUCAACGCGCCGAACUAGCCUCCCACUCACAGAGCGAACUGAUCAACGUACCUCACAACCAAAGAGGUCAUCCUAACCCGCGUUUACAAUCCUGCCUCCACCACAAACCCGGCUCCCGAUCCUUGGACCCCAUUUCCUCGUCAGAUACAAGCAGUCCCCGGUCUCCAGACAGCGGCAAAACCCCAGAACUCACAUCCCGCGAAACAGCACGCAGAGUCAUCACCCCGGACGGGGUAGUCCUGGGCGCGAAUCUGGACCGGUACUCCGUGCCUGUUGUACUGGCGUCUGAGCCUGAAGAGAAGGGACAGCAGUCAGACUCGGAGCAUGUGAUGAGUUUUAUGAACUAUGAUCGGGUUGGUGUUGGGAUGACGGAAAGAUGA